Messenger RNA from Mus caroli (Ryukyu mouse), 2936 nucleotides. It is a transcript of the gene Extl2, whose product is annotated as exostosin like glycosyltransferase 2. Gene Ontology annotation, molecular function: glycosyltransferase activity. The record is from RefSeq and is a predicted model, not a curated record. Gene Ontology annotation, cellular component: membrane. NCBI's taxonomy places the organism in Eukaryota, Metazoa, Chordata, Mammalia, Rodentia, Muridae.
GGAGGAGGUGGGGCUUGGGGGCUGCGGAAAGUCCGGGCUUGGGGGAUCCUCUAGCUGAGCUGGGGGUCCUAUCUCCUGAACUCACAAAAGAUACCGGUGCUGGCUCUCUGCAGACGUGGCUGACUGGUUCAGGGCCCGCUGUCACCCACCCGGAUCGUCCAUCACAUCGUCCCCGGAUGCAGUGCAGCCCGCUCCUGCCCCUUCAGCAUUAACCCACUAAAGGACCUCAAAUCCCCGCUGUGCCUUAGGCAGCAUCACUGAAAAGCCCAGGCGGCCACGUGCUGCGCCGCCACUGCACGGGAUGUUCGAGGAUGGCUUCCCGAGGUCAACGCUAAGGGAGUCCACCCCCACCCGCGGAAACCGUCACGCGGGACGCGAUCGUUGAGUGCUUUGCAAAAGAAACACUUAAAGUACCAAGAGAGCCUGUUCCACUGAAGUACCGAAGUCAUAAAGAAUGCUGUUGUAAAAAGUUAAUAAUAUGAUGAGGGGUUGCCACAUCUGCAAACUUCCGGGAAGAGUCAUGGGGAUCCGAGUGCUCCGGUUCUCCCUGGUGGUCAUCCUUGUGUUGCUGCUGGUAGCGGGGGCUUUGACCAACUUACUCCCCAACAUCAAAGAAGACAAGAUGCUCACUCUGCGUAGGGAGAUCAAAUCCCCGAGCAAGUCGGCCCUGGAUUCAUUCACUCUCAUCAUGCAGACAUACAACAGAACAGACCUCUUACUAAGACUCCUAAAUCAUUAUCAGGCGGUACCGAAUCUGCACAAGGUGAUCGUGGUGUGGAACAAUGUGGGAGAGAAGGGCCCAGAGGAGUUGUGGAAUUCUCUAGGGCCUCACCCGAUCCCUGUCAUCUUCAAACCACAAACAGCAAACAAAAUGAGAAACCGACUCCAGGUCUUCCCUGAAGUGGAGACCAACGCGGUGUUGAUGGUAGACGAUGACACACUCAUUAGUGCCCAGGACCUUGUUUUUGCUUUCUCAAUUUGGCAGCAAUUUCCUGAUCAGAUCGUAGGAUUUGUACCUAGAAAGCACGUCUCUACUUCCUCCGGGAUCUACAGUUACGGGGGCUUUGAGCUGCAGACACCGGGACCCGGGAAUGGCGACCAGUACUCCAUGGUGCUCAUCGGAGCCUCCUUCUUCAACAGCAAAUACCUGGAACUCUUCCAGAAGCAGCCUGCAGCCGUCCACGCGCUGAUCGACGAGANGCAGAACUGUGACGACAUCGCUAUGAAUUUCCUCGUCACCAGGCACACUGGCAAGCCUUCAGGGAUAUUCGUGAAACCCAUAAACAUGGUCAACUUGGAGAAAGAAACCAACGGGUAUUCUGGAAUGUGGCACCGGGCAGAGCACUUUCUGCAGAGAUCCUACUGUAUAAAUAAGCUCGUUAACAUCUACGACGGCAUGCCCUUAAAGUACUCCAACAUUAUGAUUUCCCAGUUUGGUUUUCCGUAUGCCAACCAUAAAAGUAAAAUGUGAACCGGAAACAAAGACAAGCCCAAAACACCGUGCUGGGUUUUCAGUGGCUUCUCCAUGCUGUGUGUUUUUGGUUUUAUUUUUGUUUUUUUCAAGCAACACUAUGAACUUUUAUCUAGUCCAUAAGUCUCUAUAAUAGAAAAAAAAAAACCAUAUGCGGUACUUCUAGAAUAUAAAACACAUGGACUUCAAAAGCCAAGAAGUUGGCCUUACCGGGAUAGGAUUUCUUGUGCAGAGCUUUUGUCCAAGAUGGUGACAUUAUUGUUUACAUCUCGGACUGCUCCCCAGUUUGUUUGAGCCCUGGCAUUUGCCUCAANACCCUACAGCAAGCUGCUUCCAGAGACUCACAAGAGACAAUUUUCAGCUUUUCAGUGAAGGUCGAUUGUUUUUAUUUGAAGCCUGAAAUGCCUGCGGUAUAGGGAAAAGCCAUGUGAGGAGAGUUUAGNNUGAACUCACUGUAGAGAGCCAGGAAAAUUCCUGGUUGCCGNUGUCUUUCUGGCCCAUCUCAGCAGAACUGAAUGAGCCCAGCAUGGUUCUAACGAAGCUGUCAGUGCUGCUGUUUCUGCUGUUAGGCCUGUUGGUGACUGGCAGUGUAAGUUUUCAUGGCUGACUGUUGUUUAAUUGUUUUUUAUUAUUUUGGUUUGGUUUGGUUUUUGUGUGAGCCUACUCUGCAUGGAUCACUGAAAUGUGCCAGCCAUGUUUCUCAUAUGCAACAAGGAGUCAAUGUGUCCCUGUAAUCUGUCACCGCGUGUGACCUUGAGAAUCUACAUUAGUUCUUAUAUUUUACAGAAUGUGUUGAAUAACUAUGUAUAAAAAUAACUUCUGAAAGAAUGGUUAAGUAGAAGCUAGCAGAAAUAAAAAACUUUAGUAUCAAAGAUCUUUAUUAUUAAAACAUAGGCUACCUUGUGAGUAUUUAAUAACUGUAUUGCACAAAAAUGUUUCCAUACAGAACCCAGGAUUUUGUUAGGAUUUUUUUUUUAAGUCCCAAGGCACUAUUCAUCAUGAUGAAAUUUCAAUUACAUAGUUGUUGAAAAUAAAAAGGACUGAGCCAUCAUGUGAGAAGGCUGUGGGAUACCCUCAGGAGUUCACUGUUCCUACUACACACCUCUCGCUGUGGGAGCCAGUGUCUGCGUCUUGCCUGCUGUCCUUUGGUUUGACCUUGUUCACCACUACUGAAAAGAAAUAAUCUAUCAGGCCUCUGUGUAUCACUUUUCUUCUUCUCUUCAUAUAAGGCGUGAAAUAGGAAAAUACUGACCACCCAAGUUCCACUGCAAUACCUUCCCGCCGUCAGUUCAGCGUCUGUUUGUCUAAAAAUGUAUGUGUGUGUCUUAAUGCAAUCAGAAAUAUAUUUCAUUUGAUCCCAUUAAAAGUUAUGUCAGUUACAUGCUUCAUCCAAAUUUGGUAAUACAUUUUUGCUUCUUAGUCGUCCACUGUCAAAUAAAUAAACAUCAGCUGUCUACUGUGUUAA